AAGUUGUCGGGUAGUUACCGAAAACACUGGGACGGUGAGCUCAGCUGGAUCUCCUCAUAUCUUCGGUAACACAACUUUUUUUUUUAGUAUUACUGUAGUUCAUCUGGAGCCGUAAUGGAAGGACGACACGACAAUUCACCAACGCAAGCUUUCGACAAGGACGUGCUGGAACUGACGGUUGAAGAUGUUUAUGACAUUUCAUACGUGAUUGGCAGAGAUUUGCUAAAAGUAAACACGGGUGGAAACCGGGAGAUCUCGGAUUUACAGUUCAAGAUCGUCCGCGUGCUGGAGAUGUUCGAGACCAUGGUGAACAAAUACAACCUGUCGCUGGAGGAGCUGAGGAUGGAGAUGGACAACAUGAGGACGGAGACGGACAGGGUUGUGGCUGAAGGUUCUAGUGGGAACAUUAAUACUGUGGGGCCAAAUAAGCUAGUUGUGGAUUUAAAAGACCCAAACCGGCCGCGAUUCACCAUGCAGGAGCUGAAGGAGGUUCUGCAGGAGAGAAACAAACUCAAAGCCCAGCUGUUAGUGGCGCAGGAGGAGCUGCAGCUCUACAAGAGUGGAGUCCUGAGUUCACAGCAGAACAUGGUGGAGGUAAACCUGGAGACGGUUCCUCAGUCUGAACCCUUACGCUCCAGCAUCACAGAGGAGAGCAAAGAGAAGAGCACCAUCCAGAAACUGUUCUCGUUUCGACCGAAAUGAUACGUCUGCAAAAAAAGGAUUCAAUAUAAACCAAACCAAUCAGAGGCAAGUGAAGGAACUGAGUGAGGAGAGACGGGAAGAUGUCAUCUGUUCUUUGUUUUAACAGUACUGACCCAUUUCUGACUGGAAAUACCCAACUGCUGGAUUUAAAUGGGUAGAUUUUAACCGUGUGGCUGUCUUUACUUUCAUCUAGUAUUAAGCCUUAUAUAAAUGACCAUCUUAGAGGCUUUUAGAGCCUUACUAUGCUUUUGUAUUAUCAUCACAACACUUUAAAUAUUCUAAUACAGUAUUUAUUUACCGUGCUAAUAUUGUAUGACAAUACUAGAAUCAGUUUUAACUCAAUCAUGUUAUAUGAAAACACAUAUUUUGGGACUAAUUGAGACAGUACUAAACUAAGUGAACUGGAUUUCAUGCAUCGAGUCUCUGUGCACCACAUGACUUUUGGGAUCUUUCCAUCUUUAUUAUGCAACUGUUGACAAGCUUUUGCUUUCAAUCUCUAGUCCCAGUUAUAAUAAACAUGGGAUCAUUAGGGAAGCACCAACCUGAUUCCACCAAGCAGGACAUGUUCUUGGAUUAACAUGUAUAAUGAUUCUGGAGCAACACUUCUAUCAGCCAAUCGGAAUUAAGAUAUACAUUUACUGUUUAUGGUUCGGUUUAUGCACUUCACCAUGGUUGUUAUCCAUUAUUCUCCUCUGAUUCUGAUAAUUUGCCAUUAUGGUUGGGGUUUAGGGGUAGGGAACAGGUAUGGAUUACAUUUUCCAACAAAAAUUAUGUAGACCAUAUAUGUUGAUCCAGAAUCGCAUCACAUUUGGCAAAAUCAUGCUGAGUAUUAGGGAUGCUAGAGUGAAAAUAAAGAGGUAUUUCUACUAAAAUCCAAUGCUGUAGGCAGCAAUGUGUAGCACACUAAAUCUAUUAUAUGACAUGUGGUGUUUUGUAAAUCAUAUGAAUGUAAAAAUUCAGAUUUUCCUGCUGUCGAUUGAUUACCACUGGCUGAAUGUAUGACAACUUGUCCACGUUUCUGCAAUGCAGGACAUUUAGAAAGUGAUUUACGUGGGUUGACUAAAGUUGACCACAUUUGUUAAAUAUAUUUAAAUGACUAAAUCAAAAGUAUAUCUGGCACAGUCUUUCAUUUCCUAAAUGGUAGUUAAAAAUGGAAUUCAAUAAUCUCCAAAUUUCAACAUGCUUUUCUCAAUUUUGCCAUUUUUAUACACACAAAUGUUUUUAAUAUGCUUUUAUUUUUUUCUUCUUGGAUCAAACUGGUUUGAUUGUUCUUUGUCAGAUGUAUUACAUUUAACCGAA
Molecule: messenger RNA, 2001 nt
Organism: Danio rerio (zebrafish)
Lineage: Eukaryota; Metazoa; Chordata; Actinopteri; Cypriniformes; Danionidae
Gene: rilpl2
Product: Rab interacting lysosomal protein-like 2
Cellular component (GO): centrosome; membrane; cilium
Molecular function (GO): protein dimerization activity
Source: RefSeq, marked provisional